This is a messenger RNA of Dromiciops gliroides (monito del monte), 6155 nucleotides long. RefSeq names its product guanosine monophosphate reductase (gene GMPR). Bases 296 to 1333 code for a protein of 345 amino acids. The record is from RefSeq and is a predicted model, not a curated record. Gene Ontology annotation, cellular component: GMP reductase complex. The transcript has 9 exons. NCBI's taxonomy places the organism in Eukaryota, Metazoa, Chordata, Mammalia, Microbiotheria, Microbiotheriidae. Gene Ontology annotation, molecular function: GMP reductase activity. Gene Ontology annotation, biological process: nucleotide metabolic process.
AAGAGUGAGCCAGCUGCUGAGAGAGCCCAAGCAGGAAACAGGAGACAGCGAGCCGCCGGGCGUGCGCUCUGCAGAAGCCGGUUCUAUAAACAGCCCUCUCCUAAUAAAGCGAUGGAGCGCCCGGCCUCCCAGUAAUAGUCGCCGGCUACAGACCGUCAGCCCCGGCCGCCCCGCAGCCCAGCCACCCAGCGCCGCCCCUUCCCCUGCAGCAAGAAGGGGACUGCUCUCCCGGGGCCAAAAAGAGAGGGGUUGGCCGAGAGAAAGAGAGAGAAAGCCGUCCUGCGGAUCCCACAAGAUGCCCCGGGUAGAUGCAGACCUCAAACUGGACUUUAAAGAUGUCUUGCUCAGACCUAAGCGAAGCAGCCUCAAAAGCCGAGCCGAGGUAGAUCUUAAAUGCAGCUUCACAUUUCGCAAUUCCAAGCAGACCUACUCAGGGAUCCCUGUCAUUGUGUCCAAUAUGGAUACAGUUGGUACAUUCGAGAUGGCAGUGGUGAUGACUCAGCAUGCCAUGUUCACAGCAAUUCAUAAGCAUUACACCCUGGAGGACUGGAAGCUGUUUGCCACAAAUCAUCCAGAAUGCCUGGAGCAUGUAGCUGUGAGCUCAGGCAGCGGGCAGAGUGACCUGGACAGGAUGAGCAGUAUCCUAGAGGCUGUGCCACAGAUUAAAUAUAUUUGUCUGGAUGUGGCCAAUGGGUAUUCCGAGCACUUUGUGGAAUUUGUGAAGCUUGUCCGAGCCAAAUUCCCAGAACACACCAUUAUGGCAGGUAACGUGGUGACUGGAGAGAUGGUAGAGGAGCUUAUUCUUUCUGGAGCAGACAUCAUCAAAGUGGGAAUUGGACCAGGCUCUGUAUGUACCACUCGGACCAAGACUGGUGUGGGCUACCCUCAGCUGAGUGCUGUUAUUGAGUGUGCUGACUCUGCCCAUGGCCUCAAGGGACACAUUAUCUCUGAUGGAGGCUGUACUUGUCCAGGAGAUGUCGCCAAAGCAUUUGGGGCAGGUGCUGACUUUGUCAUGCUGGGAGGGAUGUUCUCCGGUCACACGGAAUGUGCUGGGGAAGUGAUUGAGAGGAAUGGUCAAAAGGUAAAGCUCUUCUAUGGGAUGAGUUCUGAGACGGCAAUGAAGAAACACGUAGGACGAGUCGCUGAAUACAGGGCCUCAGAGGGCAAAACUGUGGAAGUGCCUUUCAAAGGAGAUGUGGAAAACACUAUCCUGGAUAUCCUGGGGGGGCUAAGGUCCACCUGCACCUACGUUGGUGCCGCCAAACUCAAAGAGCUCAGUCGGAGGACGACAUUUAUCCGGGUUACCCAGCAGCACAACUCAGUCUUUAGCUAAUGUGGGGGGACCAAAAACCCUUUCGACUAGAGUGGAAGCUUUGACAUGCACCCGCUUUGCCCACAGUGUCCCUUGUUGUCUUGUGUAAGAGCUUCCUCGCUCCUCAUGUUGGAAGAUACCUCCUCUUCUUGCUCAUCCUCCUCUGAGCAGAUGGAGGGCCUCUGGAGCCCAUAACUAGCAUCUCCUGCAGGCAUGUAGCUGGGGAUGGACUUAGUAGCCAAGCCCAGUGCUGCAGUGUAGAGUGUUUGCUGCCCUUGACAAACACUCUCAUUGAUGAAAUCCAUGUAAGACCCUUCCAUUUUGUUUGUUUUUAAAGAAAAUAGUUUUCACUUUAAUAUAAUGCUGUGUCUUCACAAAAGAUGGCUAGAGUCUCCACUUGCUGAAAUCAAGUCUUGUGGUGACUCUUUGGACAGCUUUCUGCCUCUCCUCCAGAUGUGGUAACAGUCACACUAGUAUUUGUUAGUAUUAGCAGUCAGACAGUGCUUCCCUAGUGGUGGCUACUGUCCACUGGUGGCUGGGCAGGCUCCCCACGGGGGAGAAGAAGAUCCCAGCAAAGCAAAGCCAGAUAGCAUAGUGACCUUGGUUCCUGAGAAAGCACCAAGGGAAGAUUGUAAGUAUAAGAAUAUGAAGCAUAGACUUUCAAAGUGAGCUCUGGGAUAUUUAUGGGUUUGGCCCUUUAUCUUUGACUUGUGGAGGCCAGAGGUUCAUUACAUGUGCCUUUUAGGGAUGUCCUAACUACAUAUUCAUUGAGUCCAUUACUUGUGGAAGGCUGGGAUGGUGUUGGCUUUCCCUCUUUGGACUUUUCCCCUUUCUCCCUCACCCCACCUUUUUAUCUACAAAGAACAUAUGUUUAGUUGUGUUCUCACAUUAAAUAUAUUAUAGUAUCUUCUUAUAAAGAUCCUAGUGAAACAUUUGUAAUGAAGAGGCCCAUCAUUACUGGUAAUGGGAGGGGAAUCUCCCAUUAGUAUAGCUCUUUACCAGAAUCUAGUGAUAAGACUCUAAGUUAAGAGACUUCUUUUGGAUAUGGUAAUGACUAUUUCCGAUAACAUGUGACUACUAUUUAAUGGUGGAGUAAUUGACAGAUUUCAAUGACAUUUUCCAGGAAGUAUGCAUGAUCCUCAGAGGAAUCCCACAGAAAGUCAUGGUGACAUAUUAACAGAAUGAACACUGGAUGAAUUAAUGCCUGGCUCCUUGUUUUAAAGAGUUACUUGGAUACCACUAUACUGGGAAGUUUAAGCAACUUAAAGUAGACUUUGUUUUUUCUAGACACAAGACAAUAAACAGAAAUUCAGUCUUCUUAGAGAUGAGUGAGGUUUUUGGGAAAAGAGAAUGUGGACAAAGCAGGAAGCUUGUGUGUCAUUGCCCACUGUGACUUAGGCCCGUGGAAAAGGUCUACCUCUGGUGUUUGAUCAUGCUGAAUAUAAAAUUCAACCUUACCGCCCCCCCCCCCCUUAAAGGUAUUUGAAACACAAGGCAUGGGCUGAAAAAAUUAUAAAUCUUUCCAUGGCCCCAGAGGCACAUAUCUUGCUAAUACCUUCAAGUAUUGUAGAAGCAAUUUUACCCCUUGCCGCUCUCACAAAUACACAAACAUAGCUCUUAACGUCUAUAUAAAGAUAAAUGUGUAAGUGAGUUACUGUUGGGAAACAAUGCAACAUCUGGAUAAUGUGGGCGGUAGAUGGGGAUUCAGAAUUGGAAAAAACCUUAGAGAUUGUCUAGUCCAGCCCUCUCAUUUUACAGAGGAGUAAACUAAGGCUCAGAGAGACUAUGACUUGCUUACAAUCACCCAGCUAAUUAAUGGCAGACGCAGGAUAGAGCAAGGUGUGGGCCUAUCCCGGAAAUAGCAAAAUAUCACACUUUCGAUGCUUUUUUUUUGGUAGGGGGAAGGGCAUAUGCCUUCAACUUCAUGAGAAAUAGGUUUCCUUUGUCCUAUUUUCUUUAUAGUUACCCUUUCUCUUUUGAAAUGACUGAUUCUAACCACUAGUUGAAGGAAGGAUUUUUUUUGGAGGGAGGAGGAGGGGUAGGAGGGCAGGUUGCUGCUGAUGGGUUUGGGAGAAGUCGAAGGAAAACAUGAAAGGAAUUUUUUAAAAGUUCCUUUCACCCCUAACAACAGACAUCUUUUAAUUAUGGCUAAUUUUCUUUCCUUUGCUCUUUCCCCCCAAACAUUUCGCCCCCAAGGUGAAAACAUGAUGAGACACUUAACAAAUCCCAUACCUAGAGAGAUGUGGUUUAUUAGCUCAUAACUACAUAACUGCUGCCCAUUCUGUGGGAUAAUGGGACAGGGUCCCAGAUCUGUCUCCCACAGGACCUUAUACUGGGACUUAGAAGGGACCACAGGGGAUGUCUAGCUCAACCAUUUCAUUUUUCCCAAGGGCUGGGGAGACUGACAUGUCCAAGGUCACACAAGCAGUAAGGGUAGAAGCCCAAGUCCUAUACUCUUUCCAGGGCACCCUUUGCUAAUCUUUGUUUUUAAGGAAAUGGAGGCUGGCAGAAAAUCCAAAGUAUAUAUAUUUGCAAAUAUCAAUCUGCUUCCUCAGGAUUGAGAAUAUUCCCCAUCUAGGUUGGGCUUUAAAGGUUAAACGUGUUUUCAGAGACGAUGUUUCAUUUGAUCCUGUGACAGGUAUAUGGAGCAGGACGUAUUACCUCCUUUUUUUCUGAUGAAGAAACAGAGGGCCAGAUAUUAAAUGUGGUUUGUCGGGGGCAGCCAUGUGGUGCAGUGGAUAAAGCACCGGCCCUGGAUUCAGGAGGACCUGAGUUCAAAUCUGGCCUCAGACACUUGGCACUUACUAGCUGUGUGGCCCUGGGCAAGUCACUUAACUCUCACUGCCCCGCCCCCAAAACAAACAAACAAACAAAAAAGUGAUUUGUCUAAUCACUAAGACCAAAAAUAUUGUUGGGGCAGGGCAGAACCAGGAUUGAAACCUAGCACCCAGGCAAUGGAAACAUAGCAUCAUAGAUUUAAAACUGGAAGGAACUUGACAGUUCUUUAGUCCAACACUCUCAUUUAACAAUCGAGGAGACUGAGACCAGAAGAAAUUAAGUCACUUGCCCAAGGUCAAUGACAGAGUCAGGAUUAGAACCCGGGACCUCUAGUUCUAAUUUCGACAUUCUUUCCAUUGUAUCACUGCUGAGUUUUGGAUUCCACCAUGUUGCCUCGGUGAGCAGCUAGGUGGUGCAGUGGAUAGCAUGCCAGGCCUGGAGUCAAAAAGACUCCUCUUCAUGAGUUCAAAUGUGGCCUCAGACACUUAACUGGCCGUGUGAACCUGGGCAAGUCGCAUUAACCACGUUUGCCUCAGCUUCCUUGUUUGUAAAAUGAGCAGGAGAAGGAAAUGGCAAACCAAUCUAGUAUCUUUGCCAAGAAAACCCCAAAUAGUCACGGAGAGUCGGACAGGAUUGUAAAAUGACUAAACAACAAAUAUUGCCUUGGUAGUGAGACUAAGCAGCACUCAGAGGGAAAGGUACCUAAGCUUACCCCCAGUUGGUAUUUGUAGCAUCAAGCUGCAGCUGUCAUUUGCUUUGGUGCUGACUGAAUGGACAGAUGACACAUGCAUCCUGCAAAAGUUUUUCCAUGUGUGAGUCAGAGGAAAGAGCACCAGGGCUGCUUUCCUAAAUAAAGACUAGCUGGGAGAUGUUGACACAGUGUUGGGUUUACUUACCUCGAUCAACAACUGCUUUAAGUAAUGUGGAUUCUAAAUACUUCUCAUUGCUUUGGCUGACCUGCUAUCAUUUUACUGUAUUUUCAAAAUCCUCCCUAUGCAGCAGAGUGGCUAAAUGCUCCUAGCCUAGCCAAGCCAACCCAUUAAAGAGUUGUGUACUGUCAUGGACCCAGAUCUUCCUGUCAGAAUUGCCCCUGGCUAUAUUGUUAAAAUUGGAUCAUCUGCCAAGGAGAGCAGGGCUAAGGUCAGACAGGUAAGAGCUUGGUCAGAAUGCUUCGGGAGAGCUGCCUAAUUUAGUGGCUUACUCAUUUUAGCAUGCCACCUUCCAGAGUGGGAGAUGACCAGCAGCCUUCCUCAGUCCUGAUUCAAAGUGGUCAGGCCUUUGCCUUCUGGCAUGUAGGCACCAGUAUUUCCAGGUCACUUGCUCAAAUCUUAAAUUUGAUAAGCAGUGAAGAGUUCAGGUCAGACAUGACAAUGCUACCCAAGAGGUGGAGUCAGCAAUUUUCAAUUAGGCUAACAGAAUGAGCUGCCUUCUGUGGCUUAGUUAAAUUUUCGCAUGAGAGUUUUCUGUUGACAAUUUCCCCUUCAUCUCUUUAAUCUCCACUGGAUGACAUUUUGGGCUGAAAGCCUUUAGCAGGCAAGUAAAUGACUUGGUGCCAGAAAACAUACAUCUUUCACCAGGAGGAAGCUGAUGAAUGAUCACUUUUGGUCUUCCUGGAGCUUGGCCUAUAUAGGCUAUUUCUAAAACACAUACAUGUAUCAGUCGUCAUUCUCUAUGCACAUUCACGGCCUAGCAACUCUGAGAUGAACAAGUCAUGCUAGUGGGAAUCCACAAUGGGAAAUCUAGCACUUGUGUGUUUGUGAUAAGGCACAUGGGCAUGCACAGCCACACUGAAGACAGCAGAACUGGAUAUGGUGUGUCCUUCAUUUCCCAUAAGUUCAUGAGCUGCCAAGUGCUUGUUUAAAGCAAAUAUUCUUGCAAAUGGCACCAUUCAAGUCUUGAGAAUAAAAAUGUUUAAAUGGAUGAGCCAAGAUGCCAGAUGUGGAAAUGUGCCUGUUUUCUAUGAACUCUGUCUCCAGGAUCCCAAAAUAAAGUGAGGUAGGUGUGAGGCAGAGAAAGGGGAACAACUCUGUUCUCACUUGCCCCUUUUUGACAGACCUACACUAUG